Musca domestica (house fly) is the source of this 1159-nucleotide messenger RNA. Its product is annotated as acyl-CoA-binding domain-containing protein 5. Gene Ontology annotation, molecular function: fatty-acyl-CoA binding. Gene Ontology annotation, biological process: fatty acid metabolic process. The coding region runs from base 171 to 1127 and encodes 318 amino acids. The transcript has 4 exons. The record is from RefSeq and is a predicted model, not a curated record. NCBI's taxonomy places the organism in Eukaryota, Metazoa, Arthropoda, Insecta, Diptera, Muscidae.
AAAAAAUCGGUCGUUGUAUAUAAGCAAAGAAAGUUUGUACCAAGGUAGAUCUACCUUGGUUUUGUGCUAAAGUUUUUUAAAGUUUUUCUACUCGGGGCCCUGUUAUUGUUAUUAAAUAGAAUUAAUUCAUAAAAAAUACAUAUAUUAUAGAAAAAGUUUUGUAGUUAACCAUGGCGUCUGUCCAAGAAAAGUUCCAAGCAGCUGUGAAUGUUAUAAAAAACUUGCCAAAAAAUGGGCCUUAUCAGCCUAGUACAAUGAUGAUGCUUAAAUUUUAUGGUCUCUUUAAACAGGCAACGGAAGGACCAUGCUCAUCGAAGAGACCAGCUUUUUGGGAUGUAGUUGGGAAAGCUAAAUACGAUGCUUGGAAUUCAAAUAGGCAUUUAACAAAAGAACAAGCUAUGCAGAAAUAUGUGGAAGGAUUACAAGAAAUUAUUGAAACCAUGUCAUUCACCGAAAAUGUUCAAAAUUUUGUUGGCAGUUUACAAGGUUUGGAGAAUAUAAAUCUGGAUGAGUUAGAAAUUAUAGCACCUGGUAUGAAAAAACUUGCUGAAUCACAUCCUAGUUCACCGUUUAACUCACGAACAAACAGUCCACAACACGGGGCCAGCAGUAACAUCAUAGUUGACGAAGAGCCACUUACAAAUGGACACGACUCUUCAGCGGAAGAUGUUGAAUUGGAAAAUCCAACAACAGUUCUACCCAAUGAAACACAAACAAAUGUCCCAGAAACGUACAAUAUAUAUUCACAAACCAAUGGAAAUGUUGAUCAGUCCGACGAUGAAGAAUAUGUGGAUCCGUUUGAUAUACAACACGAAUUGAAUGAAUCAUUACAACAGAAUAACCAUAUUUUAAAACAGGUACAAGAUACGGUGACGAGAAUGAAUCUAGAUAUUUCAUCUGUUAAUCAACGUAUCUUCGAUUUGGAGAAAACCGUACGAGAUCUCAAAUUGGCACUUUCCAAAAACACUCUGAGUACGACGUCUAAGGGCACAUUGGAACGCAAACAGAAAUAUCCCAAUUGGUGGCCGCUGGAAGGCAUUUCACCACUGUGGUUUAUUUUGCUUAUACUGUGGCCGUUUAUUGCCAGGAGAUUGGGCAAGAUGUUGACAAAGCCCCAACGAAAUUAAAUAAAUAGAAUAGGCAAUUUUUUGUUAAGGUU